UUCAUAGCUGAUUUUCCCCUUGAUAAGGUAUCGAUUAGUUUCUGUACAUAUAUACAAGUUAAUUAUGUAAAUGAUUUAUCUUUUUUUAUGGGUUUCAAUUAAAGAUGUCAAGUGGAAUGACCAUUCUAGAAGGUGAAAAGAAUUCAGAGUCUUUCAUAGAGGUUGAUCCAACCGGAAGAUACGGUCGGUACGAUGAAUUACUUGGUUCAGGCGCAGUGAAGAAGGUUUACAGAGCAUUCGAUCAGGAAGAAGGAAUAGAAGUAGCUUGGAACCAGGUCAAAUUGCGAAACUUCUCCCAAGAUAAAUCCACUAUUGAUAGGUUAUACUCUGAGGUUAAUCUACUCAGGACUUUGAAUCACAAAAACUUAAUCACUCUUUACAAUGUCUGGACUGAUUUGGACAAUAAUACAUUCAACUUCAUUACCGAAGUUUGUAUCUCUGGAAAUCUUAGAGAGUAUAGGAAUAAACACAAGCAUGUUUCAUUGAAAGCAUUGAAGAAAUGGUCGAAACAGAUUCUCGAGUGUUUGAAUUAUUUACACACCCAUGAGCCGUGCAUAAUUCAUAGAGAUCUUAAUUGCAGCAAUGUGUUCAUCAAUGGUAACAUAGGCCAGGUUAAAAUUGGCGAUUUGGGUUUGGCUGCAAUUGUGGGUAAGAGUCAUAGUGCUCAUUCAGUGUUGGGGACACCAGAAUUCAUGGCUCCAGAAUUAUACAAUGAAGAUUAUACAGAAUCAGUUGAUAUAUACUCAUUUGGUAUGUGUGUGUUGGAAUUGGUUACUCUUGAACUACCUUAUAUGGAAUGUGAUAAUGUUGUCAAGAUAUAUAAAAAGGUCACUUCUGGAAUCAUGCCUCAAGCAAUGAACAAGAUUUUGGAUCCUCAUGUGAAGGGUUUCAUUCAAAGGUGCCUUGCCAAACCAGGGACUAGACCUUCUGCUGCUCGUCUUCUCCAAGAUCCAUUCUUUGACGAGAUUUCGAAACAAUGAAAAUUUUAUGGAAAUAGUAACAAAAUUGUUGCCCAAUAUGUAUGUAAUUAAUUAAAAAUCUCAAAUUGUAUCAAU
Molecule: messenger RNA, 1055 nt
Organism: Impatiens glandulifera
Lineage: Eukaryota; Viridiplantae; Streptophyta; Magnoliopsida; Ericales; Balsaminaceae
Product: probable serine/threonine-protein kinase WNK11
Exons: 2
Coding region: 105-980 (291 amino acids)
Biological process (GO): protein phosphorylation; intracellular signal transduction
Cellular component (GO): cytoplasm
Molecular function (GO): protein serine/threonine kinase activity; ATP binding
Source: RefSeq, a predicted model, not a curated record